AUGGAAACAACGAUCCUUUUUAUCUUGAUCUACGUCAUCACUUCAUCCUGGUGUCAAGAUGAAACAGUUUUUCACUGCUCACCCAAGCCUGGUUGUAAGAUCGCACAAUGUGAUCCGGUUGCUGUAGGGUGGGACAGUCCAGGUUUCAACAUUGAUGAACAUCUGCAUGACAAAGAGUUUCCGAUUACAUGCAAAUCUAAGAAUACGGUAUCAACUCAGAAUACUGUCAAUCUCUUUCCUUUAGUAUCGAGAAAUAUUUUAGAUAUCGGAAGUAUCAAAUCAGACUUAAAAGAACUGGAAGAAAACAUCAAUGAUAAAAUGAAAAACAUUGACGGUUUUGGAAAGGACGAAAGUCGCAACUCUAACAACAAAAUUGAAGAACAAGCAAAGGAAAUUAGCAAUCUUCAAACAAAAGCGAUAGAGCAGUCUGAAGAAAUGAAAAAACUGAAGAAAGAUUUGGUUGAAAUACAAGAAAAAAAUAAGCAAUUGGAAAAAGAAAUGGAUGAACAAAUGAAAACAAACAAUGAGAUGAACGAAGCAAUAUCACGAAUUGAACAAAAAUAUGCUGCAAUGGAGAGGUUCCAGCGUCUUGGACCUACAACAAGGCCGAUCACCAGGGCAGCGACAACGUAUCCAACAACAUUGAGACCAACUCCUUCCCCAGGAUACUGCACUGUGAAGUUUGGAAAUAUGUGUUAUUUCGCUUGGAUGCAAGAUAAAUUGGAAAUCACCUACAGAGAAGCGGUGGAUAUUUGCAAGUAUCGUAAUGCAAACGUGGGUUUGCCUAAAGAUGAAGAAUCGUACAAUGCAAUUGUGAAUUUCUUUAGAAAGAAAGUUCCAGCUGGAAGCCGUGAGAUUUAUAUAUGGAUAAGACUUUUUGUCAAUCCAAAGACUCUACGCGUCACACCUGCAAAUUCCUUUCAAAAAUGGCAUCCAGGUUUUCCAACAAUUGAAUACACAAAUGUUUUUCUGGGUGUUAAUGCCAAAGCAAAUGAUCAAUAUCAAGGGAUGAGAAAUGGUGAACCUGACUGGAAGCUUGAUGGAGUUAUCUGUGAGAUCCCGAUUUAAAGAAGCAUCUUCUUGUUUGUAUUUUCUUUUCUGGAUCUAUAAUCAGUAAAAUGUAAAUAAUCGGUUUUUAAU
Molecule: messenger RNA, 1140 nt
Organism: Styela clava
Lineage: Eukaryota; Metazoa; Chordata; Ascidiacea; Stolidobranchia; Styelidae
Source: RefSeq, a predicted model, not a curated record